Messenger RNA from Cyphellophora europaea CBS 101466, 1500 nucleotides. RefSeq lists its product as uncharacterized. The transcript is spliced from 5 exons. The record is from RefSeq and is a predicted model, not a curated record. Gene Ontology annotation, biological process: transmembrane transport. Gene Ontology annotation, molecular function: transmembrane transporter activity. Lineage: Eukaryota; Fungi; Ascomycota; Eurotiomycetes; Chaetothyriales; Cyphellophoraceae. Gene Ontology annotation, cellular component: membrane. The coding region runs from base 1 to 1500 and encodes 499 amino acids.
AUGGCGCCCAGCACAGAGAGCAAGCGCGAUGUCGAGAAGCAACCUGAAGUGGGCGAGGGCGAAUUAAUGGCCCAGAAGACCAACGUUGAGGGCAUCAGCGAGGAGCUGCCAUACGAUGCGGCGCUCGAGAAGUCUUUGCGAUGGAAGCUCGACACCAGACUUCUACCCUAUCUGGCGCUGAUGUACCUCUUCAACGCGCUUGACAGAUCGAACUUGGGCAACGCUCGAACUGAUACGCUGGAAGAGGACCUCGGCAUGCACGGCAAUCAAUACCUGUUGACGCUGAUGUUCUUCUACGUCACAUUCUGUGGCCUCGAUCUGCCCGCCAAUAUGCUUACGAAGAAGGUCGGCCCGCAUUUGACACUGCCGACCAUGAUGUUGGGCUGGGGCACGACGACAAUCCUCCAGGCCAGCGCCUACAACUGGGCAGGCUUGCUGGCUUGCCGUAUUUUCAUGGGUGCCUUUGAAGCCGGCUUCAUGGCAGGCAUUGUCUACUAUCUCACAACCUUCUACCGUCGCAACGAGCUAGCCCUGCGCAUCUGCAUCUUCUACGGCUCGGCAACUAUUGCGGGUGCCUUCAGCGGCCUGCUGGCCUUCGGCGUCUUUCAAAUCGAGGGCUCUCUGGCUGGCUGGCGAUGGCUAUUCCUGAUCGAAGGCGCAGUCACCAUCAUCCUAGCCAUCAUCUCAUACUUCUGGAUUCCCAAGGACAUCAGCAGCUGCCGUUUCUUCACCGAGGAGGAGAAGGUGGUUGCUGUGAGACGCAUCCUCGCCGACAGCUCGCGCGAAGCCGAGGAGAAGUUCAGCUUCAAGGCUUGCAUGCAGGCCAUCUUCCACUGGCGAGUCUUCACCAACUCGGUCAUUGCACUCAGCUACGGUAUCGCAUCUGCCACCGUCGGCAAUUGGAUCCCCAUCAUCGUGCGCAGCUUGGGCUACUCCACCAUCAAGACCAACCUGUACACGGUCGCUCCCUACGCCGUCGGAUGCGUGGUCCUCCUCUGUCUCUGCACCUCGUCCGACUACUUCCGCGAACGGUCAACCCAUCUCAUGGCAGCCAUGACCAUGACCUUCGUCGGCUUCAUCCUCCUCGCCACCAUGGAUCCCAAAGAACAUCUCGGCGUAGCCUACUUCGCCUGCUUCCUUCUCACCUCCGGCGCCUUCGCUCCCUCCGCCAUCUUCCACACCUGGCACAACAACAACGACACAACCGAGAACGCCCGUUCCGCCGUGACCGGCGUCAUGGUCGGCGCCGCCAACGCCGGCGGCAUCGUCAGCUCUCUCUCCUUCCAGGAACGCACCGCGCCCCGCUACAUUCCCGCGCUUAUCGCCGGUGCCGCCUUCCAGGCCUUCGGCAUUCUGCUCAUCUUCUCCCUGGCAAGCUACUACCGGUGGGACAACAGGAAGCGGGAUCGCGCCCAGGGCGUCAAGCUGCGCGCGGGUGACGUGUCUACGGAGCGCAUGACGGGCAACGUCGAUGACCCGCUUUGGCGCUGGACUACUUAA